Messenger RNA from Paramacrobiotus metropolitanus, 584 nucleotides. Its product is annotated as BTB/POZ domain-containing protein 3-like. Bases 134 to 445 code for a protein of 103 amino acids. Gene Ontology annotation, cellular component: cytosol. Gene Ontology annotation, molecular function: protein binding. NCBI's taxonomy places the organism in Eukaryota, Metazoa, Tardigrada, Eutardigrada, Parachela, Macrobiotidae. The transcript has 4 exons. Gene Ontology annotation, biological process: neurogenesis. The record is from RefSeq and is a predicted model, not a curated record.
GUCAAAGUUUGUGCGAUGAUGAUGAUCAGCCUAGAUCAGGGCUCGUGAGUUGUUUUGAUAAUUAGCGUUUGCAGUUUUGUGGACAGGCACUCUCCAGAUUCCCGCCAGCCGCGAAUACGUGCAUUCUGUAAUCAUGUCUCAGAGUUCGACACUCUCCUCCAUCUCAUGGUCAGAUCGUCGCGGAGGAGUCGAGAAGAUCGCUGACUGCAUGAAGGAAAUGUUAGCCCGUGGAGAAUCGAGCGAUGUACAGUUCGCGAUAGGACGCAGCUAUGGCGGAGCGCAGGUCUUUCCAGCUCACAAACUGAUCAUGAGUGCCCGAAGCAAUGUCUUCCACCAGAUGUUCUAUGGAGCUCUGCCAGAGAAGUGCACGGCUCCCAUCGACAUUCCGGACAUUCUCCCCGAAGCGUUCGCUAACAUGCUCAGUCUGCAGUUAUAUCUACACUGAUGCCGUGAAAAGCCUCAACGAAGAUAACGUUUUUUGAGACGUUGAACUGCGCUGAUAAGUACGAUCUGCCAUCGCUGGUGGAUACGUGCUCGUGUUUCAUUCUAAGCCAACUCAAAACGGCGAACUGCCUGCAAGUUCU